CGUCGCGCAGGAAGGACCGCAUUUCGUUGCCGUUUGCUCUUUACAAGCUCGACUAACCCGGUCCGUGGACACAGCAUCCCGUCAAGAUUGGGUUUACGUCCCACCUUUUUUAGUGCAUAGUGUGGUUUGUUGUGAUAUUUUAAGCUUUCCGUGUAUCCUUCGCCGGUUCGUUUCCCUCUCAACGAAAAUGCCUACUUGGACACAAAUGCAGUCACAACUACGCAACCCCAAUAAUCCAGUUGUUUUCAUGGAUAUUACUGUUGGAACAGCGGAAAUUGGACGGAUGGUAUUUGAACUGUACGCCGAUGCUGUGCCUAAAACGUGCGAAAACUUCCGCCAAUUCUGUACGGGCGAGUUCAAAAAGGACGGUGUACCGAUCGGUUACAAAGGUUCCAGUUUUCAUCGUGUCAUUAAAGAUUUCAUGAUACAGGGAGGAGAUUUUGUGAAUGGCGAUGGCACCGGUGUUAUGAGCAUAUUCGGCACUCCAACCUUUCCCGACGAACACUUCCUGCUGAAACACGAUGCACCCGGCCUGCUGUCGAUGGCCAACAGUGGGAAGGAUACGAACGGUUGUCAGUUUUUCAUCACUUGCUCCAAGUGCAACUUUCUCGACUACAAACACGUUGUGUUCGGCCGCGUCCUAGACGGGCUAUUGAUUAUGCGGAAGAUUGAAAACGUCCCUACCGGGCCGAACAAUAAGCCUAAACUGCCAGUAGUCAUAUCGCAAUGUGGUCAGCUGUAGCAUUCCUAGGUGUGUAUGAAAAAAAAUCAUAUUACUAAUUGAAAAGAGGUAUAAGAAAAUCUAAAACAAGCAGAUGCAUACACCAGUUUCAUGCGGGUGGUGCGGCUAAAAUGAUUUACCACCCAUCGAUCGAAGUUGCCCUUGAAACAGUGAAUUGUAUUUAUUAAAAGGUCUGCAGCAUUUACAAAGAAUAAAUAGUGUCCGCAACUCA
Messenger RNA from Anopheles coustani, 953 nucleotides. Its product is annotated as peptidyl-prolyl cis-trans isomerase H. NCBI's taxonomy places the organism in Eukaryota, Metazoa, Arthropoda, Insecta, Diptera, Culicidae. Gene Ontology annotation, cellular component: intracellular membrane-bounded organelle. Gene Ontology annotation, biological process: protein folding; protein peptidyl-prolyl isomerization. The record is from RefSeq and is a predicted model, not a curated record. The transcript has 3 exons. The coding region runs from base 188 to 742 and encodes 184 amino acids. Gene Ontology annotation, molecular function: peptidyl-prolyl cis-trans isomerase activity.